Molecule: messenger RNA, 2106 nt
Organism: Fundulus heteroclitus (mummichog)
Lineage: Eukaryota; Metazoa; Chordata; Actinopteri; Cyprinodontiformes; Fundulidae
Gene: b3gntl1
Product: UDP-GlcNAc:betaGal beta-1,3-N-acetylglucosaminyltransferase-like 1
Exons: 12
Coding region: 308-1444 (378 amino acids)
Source: RefSeq, a predicted model, not a curated record
AUAUGCGGAAGUUGGUACCGGUAGCAGUGCUCAGUUCAAAUUGAAGAUUUUUGGGCUGCAAUAUGGCAAAAUAACUAUCACUAAAACACCCAGAUUAGUUUUUUUUAUCUAUGCUUAUUUCCAUUUUAUACCGCUAACAUUGUUAAAUGUUGCAAAACGAACGUUUAAUGGCGAUCGUGCGUUAGCCUCGUGGCUCACUCCUGAAUAGCCCCGUUUUCCUGUCAGGUUUAAGCAGAGGUGAAGCGAGGCGUCCGCUGAAAAGGAAACGGGAAGUGGGGACCGGAGCAGCGGGACAAGGGGGACAGAGAUGAAGCCGAAUCCAACGAAGCGGCUCCGAAGAGCGGAGGACGACGGUGAAGGGGAAGAGAGAGGAGGAGGGGAGGAGGAGCAUGAGGAGAAGAGGAAGACAGUGGAUGUGAGCGUUAUCUUGCCUGUGCACAACGCAUCGUGUUGGCUGGAGGAGUGUCUGCAGGCCAUAUUAGACCAAGACUUCACCGGCUCCAUGGAGCUCUCAGUGUUUGAUGAUGCAAGCACAGAUGACUCAAGGAAAGUGCUGGAGGGUUGGAGGGAGAGGAUGGAGGAGCGGGGAAUCUCAGUGGUGAUUUCUGGUCACAAUGCUUCCCGACCAGGAGGAGUGGGUUUUGCAAAGAAUAAGGCAGUGACUCAGAGUAGUGGGCAGUACUUGUGCUUUCAGGAUGCGGAUGACAUCAUGUUGCCACAGAGAAUCCGUCUCCAGUAUGAAACAGCUCUUCUCCAUCCAAACUCACUGAUUGGCUGCAGAGUUCAGAGGCUGCCGGAGGGAUCCACAGAGCGCUACGCCCGCUGGAUCAACGCACUGACUCAGGAUCAGCUCAUCGCUCAGGCAUACACGUCCCACGGGCCCACGGUUGUCAUGCCAACAUGGUUCUGCUCAAGGAAAUUGUUCCUGAAAGUUGGCUCGUUUGACGAAGGGGGCAAGGGAGUCCCGGAGGAUCUGCUCUUCUUCUACCAGCUUCUGCGUCAAGGUGGCUGUCCGUUGAGGGUCGACCGGUGCCUUCUGGUUUAUCGUUACCAUGAGAGGGCCGCUACUCAUUCUGUGACAGAGGAGACUAUCUGGAAGCUGCGAGUAGACUUUCUGCAGGAGAGGGUGCUGAGCCGGUGGCAAAACUUCACCAUAUGGAAUGCUGGGAAACAGGGGAGGAAGUUGUACCGAAGCCUGAGCCCGACCAAUCAGAGGAAAGUCAAAGCGUUCUGUGAUGUGGACGAAAACAAAAUCCAGAAGAGUUUCUACACAUAUGAGGAGUCAGAGCAAAGACCAAAGCCUAAAGUCCCCAUCCUGCACUACAAAGAGGCCAAGGGCCCCUUCAUUAUCUGUGUUAAACUGGACAUGACAGGAGGGGUCCUGGAGGAAAACAUCAAGUCUUUGCAGCUGAAGGAAGGAACAGAUUACUACCAUUUCAACUGACGGCUCCGAGCGAUGCGGGACACCACAGGAGCCCGGCAGGUUAAACAGACAGAGGGACUGAUUUAUGGUAGCAUACUGUACACCACAGCUCAGUGAUGGACUGUUUAUAACCAGGAGGUGAAGCGAAUGCAGCAGCAGAUUAAAUGCCAAACACAAAGAGAGGAAAGAAGAAUUUUAUGUCGUGUUUACAUUUUUAAAGGUGCCUUUUACUAUGUAAAAGCUUUCAGAAUUUCAAAUUCUGAUAGUUUAAAUUGGCACAGUUAAGAGGCCUGGUUUUCGGCUUCUCUCUUUAUCCACUGUUUUAAGUUUGUUACCUUUGGCUCCUUCUGUGGAACUUUUACAAUAAUCUCCUCUUUUUAGGGAAAUAUGCUUUUACAUUUUCACUUUUGUGUUUCCUUUUUUUCUGGUUACAGCAGAAUUUGAGUACAAUUAGAAAAACAAUUGCAAAGAAUAUCAUCUCUGUCGUUUGCUCCUUGUUUUAAUCGCUGUUUUUCUUGUUACUGAUUUUGGCUUUCUAUAUUUCAGAUUAUAAUGUUUAUGUCUGCUCUAAGCCCUUCAAUUGCUCCUCAGGGAUAAAGUGAUUUUAUUCUCUAACUUAUUGGACAAAAUGACAUGCAUAACUGUCCCCCACACCCAACCUCGUACUUUUUGCACCGCAUGAA